AUGCGUGAAUACAAAAUUGUUGUACUUGGUAGUGGUGGUGUUGGUAAAUCAGCACUGACUGUACAGUUUGUUCAAGGAUUAUUUGUUGAAAAAUAUGAUCCUACGAUCGAAGAUAGUUAUCGAAAACAGGUUGAAGUUGAUGGACAACAAUGUAUGCUGGAAAUUUUGGAUACUGCUGGCACAGAACAAUUUACAGCUAUGCGUGAUUUAUAUAUGAAAAAUGGUCAAGGUUUUGUUCUUGUUUAUUCAAUAACAGCUCAAUCAACAUAUAAUGAUCUUGUUGAUUUACGUGAUACUAUUCUUAAAGUAAAAGAUACAACUGAUGUACCAAUGGUUCUUGUAGGAAAUAAAUGUGAUCUUGAAGAUGAACGUGUUGUUGGAAAAGAAGUUGGUCAAACAUUAGCACGUAAUUGGGGUUCAACAUUUCUUGAAACAUCAGCUAAACAAAAAAUUAAUGUUAAUGAGAUUUUUUUUGAUCUUGUACGUCAAAUAAAUAAACGAACACCAGUUAAUAAAGAUAAAAAAAAAGGUAAAAAUACUGGUCAAAUGGCAAAUACACAUAUACCAUCAUCAAGUGGUAAAACUGGUUUUGAUAGUUUACAAACAGAUCAAACAGCUAACAAUCAACGAGAUAAACAAAAUUGUUGUGUACUUUUAUAG
Molecule: messenger RNA, 660 nt
Organism: Rotaria sordida
Lineage: Eukaryota; Metazoa; Rotifera; Eurotatoria; Philodinida; Philodinidae
Source: the annotation of a GenBank genome assembly